AUGUCUCACUUUCAACCUUCACAGGACUCUGUGGCCGAGAAUGGAAAGGUAGGUAAUAUUGAUUCUACUGCGAAAAUCGACGCUGUGGAUACAGUUCAUCACGAUGAGGCUCUCAAAGUGCUAGAAAAUUACACGGGUGAUGCGACCUGGACAGCCGCUGAAGAGAGCAAACUAGUGCGGAGGAUUGACAGAAAGCUACUUCCGCUUCUUUGCCUGACAUACGGGCUCCAGUACUAUGACAAGGCGAUGCUUUCUCAAGCAGCGUUGUUCGGGCUUCGCGACGACCUUGACAUGAUGGAAGGCAGACGUUACUCCUUCUCGGCAUCUAUCUUCUAUCUGGGGUUCAUCGCGGGAGCAUACCCCGCGAUGACUCUUGCACAGCUGUUCCCCAUUGAGCGUGUUGCGUCUCUGAUCACAACUCUCUGGGGCAUCUGCCUGAUACUCACUCCUGUUUGCUCCAACUACCAAGGAUUGUACGCACAGCGAUUCUUUCUCGGAAUGCUGGAGGCAGGUAUCAGUCCUAUGUUUAUGCUCAUCGUGGGCAGUUGGUACAAGAAGGACGAACAGGCCCUCCGCAUGGGCGUCUGGUACUGCUGGACUGGAUACGUCUCCAUUUUCUCCCCCCUGGUGAACUACGGACUAGGCCACAUCCGAGGGACUCUCUCACCCUGGAAAUACAUGUAUCUAUUUUCCGGUGCAAUCACCAUCCUCUGGGGCAUCGCUGUUCUGUUCCUCCUCCCUCCAGACCCCAUUCGAGCGAAAGGAUUUGAUGACCGCCAACGAUUUAUUUCAGUGGCACGUCUUCGGGUCAACAACUCUGGCGUACGCAAUACACACUACAAGAAAGGCCAAGUAGCGGAGUUACUCAUGGACGUUAAGUUCUGGCUCAUGUUCUUCAUCGCCUUUUUGAGCAUGAUAGCAAAUGGACCCAUAUCGGCAUUCACGCCCAUCAUAAUCAACUCGAUGGGGUUCAACACUUUGAAUUCGUUGUUGCUGAUGAUGCCGGCUGGCUUCUACGCUGGUACGUUGCAGCUUUUUGCUCCCUACUUGGCAUAUCGAUAUGCUCGUGUUGGUAUUCGGUCGUGGCUGGUAUCUGUAUGCCAGGUUGUAACUACGCUGGCUGCUUUGUUAUUGUUGUUUUUGCCAUUCUCAGCGACCGGCGGACUGUUGUUCGCAUGCUACAUCCUUCCCUCGGUCGGAGGUGGAUACUCGGUCCUCAUGGGACUGCAAAUCGCUAACAUAGCGGGAUAUACUAAGCGUGUGAUGGCGUCAGCUGGGUUGUAUAUCGGGUACUGUCUUGGGAACUUCGUCGGACCUCUUGUGUUUGAAGAGAAAGACGCCCCUCGCUAUGCCCCUGGGUUCAUUGUGGUCAUUGCGACCUCGAUCAUCGCGGGUCUUUUGGUGCUUGUUUAUCGAUACCUCUGUGUUUGGCAUAAUCGACGGCGCGACAAACAAGGAGCUGAAGGGUUCGGCAACGCCUAUCAGGAUGAUCUGACAGACAUGACGAAUCCGGGGUUUCGUUACAUUGUCUAA
Molecule: messenger RNA, 1533 nt
Organism: Aspergillus affinis
Lineage: Eukaryota; Fungi; Ascomycota; Eurotiomycetes; Eurotiales; Aspergillaceae
Product: MFS general substrate transporter
Exons: 6
Coding region: 1-1533 (510 amino acids)
Biological process (GO): transmembrane transport
Cellular component (GO): membrane
Molecular function (GO): transmembrane transporter activity
Source: RefSeq, a predicted model, not a curated record